Messenger RNA from Colletotrichum orchidophilum, 192 nucleotides. RefSeq lists its product as uncharacterized. NCBI's taxonomy places the organism in Eukaryota, Fungi, Ascomycota, Sordariomycetes, Glomerellales, Glomerellaceae. Bases 1 to 192 code for a protein of 63 amino acids. The transcript has a single exon. The record is from RefSeq and is a predicted model, not a curated record.
AUGGUAUGGAGCAGCGUCCUCUCAACAGAGCCGCUGGUUCGCUUCCUAUUGAACGGUCGAUGGACCUUUUGCUCCUCUGUGUGUAAGUCAAUCACGCAGGGCAGGGAGGGAAUGAGGCGGACACAGAGCUGUGUGCGUGCUAUGCGUGCGCGCGCGUUGGCGUGGGCGGAAAAAACGAAGCUAAAGGGCUGA